Oncorhynchus nerka (sockeye salmon) is the source of this 2090-nucleotide messenger RNA. It is a transcript of the gene oacyl, whose product is annotated as O-acyltransferase like. The record is from RefSeq and is a predicted model, not a curated record. The annotation marks the transcript as partial. Lineage: Eukaryota; Metazoa; Chordata; Actinopteri; Salmoniformes; Salmonidae. The transcript is spliced from 11 exons. Gene Ontology annotation, molecular function: acyltransferase activity, transferring groups other than amino-acyl groups.
CAUCCGUCCGUCAGGUUUGUGUGUUGUGCGUUGGUGGCCGUCCCCUUGACUGCAACCCUGUUCGUGGCCAUAGUGAGAUGGCAGAGAAACAGAGAGGUCGGCCCUGGAGUGGAGUCUUCUUCUCUGAAAACCAGGGACCCAAACCUCUACGGGACGCUGAUGUCUAACGGCACGUCCAGUGUUAGAGCCAGUAACAACAGCUGCUCUGGACAACUGGACAGCCAGAUGGAGCACUACACAGAGGAGGAAGUAGAGGAGGAGGAAGUGAAGGAGGAGGGGGGCAGUAAGAAGAGUUGUAUGUACUCGUGGCUCCAGGCCUUCUCCUUCCAGGCCUGCAGCCAGGAGGUCCUCUCUACAGCUAGCCCAGGUGGAGGCUACUCCUCCCUGAAUGGAAUCCGCAUCUUUAGCCUUCUAUGGAUAAUCUGUGGACACACUGUCCAGCUCAGCGCCUGGAACAACCUAGAUAAUGAAAAGAGAUGGAAAGGGACAGUGGAGAAAAACCCUCUGCAUGUGUUUGCCUUCAGUGGACCUGUUUAUCUGGCUGUGGAUACCUUUCUGCUCCUAGGAGGUCUUUUGAGUGCAAGGUCCCUGCUGGGGUCCAUUCAGAGAGCGGAGGACAAACUGAGUCCAGGUCUGGUGGCCAACUUCCUCUUCAAGAGGUUUAAAAGAGUCCAGCCGCUGCACCUCUUCAUCGUGUGUCUCGCUAUCGGCCUCUUCUCCGUGGUCCAGAGAGGUGCAUUCUGGUUCAUCGCCGAGGAUGAGAUCAUCAACUGUAAAAAGUACUGGUGGUCCAACCUGCUACUGGUCAACAACCUCUUCACCAUCACUGACAUAUGUGCUCCAUGGACCUGGUAUCUGUCCCUGGAUUUCCAGUUCUAUGCAACAACCCCCCUGCUCAUCUACCUCUAUAGGCUGAACAAAGGAGUUCUGGUUGGUGUGGCUUCAGCUCUGCUGUUUCUGUCCAGUCUGACUAGCGCUGUUCUCACUGCCCUACUGCACCUCCCAGUUCACCAGCCUACCACACUAAAAUAUGAAAACUACUUCCAGUAUUACUACAAUAAACCCUACACCAGAUACGGGCCCUACCUGAUCGGGAUCCUGGCAGGGAUAAGCAUGACAACUAAGAAAGGCCACAUUUUAAAACAUCAGUGGCAGGCUGCAGUAGGUUGGUUCUGCUGCCUGUCAGUCAUGGCGAUAUUGGUAGGAUUGGCCUAUGUCCUCCGGGAUGUCCCACCCCAGCCGUCCGCGCCUCACGCCCUCUACCAGGGGAUCCAUCGCUCCCUCUGGGCCCUGGCCGUGGCCUGGAUCAUACUGGCCUGUGAGGAGGGAUAUGGAGGGUUUGUUGAUAACCUCCUGUCACUAAAUCUGUGGGUUCCUCUGUCCAACAUCAGCUUUGCCUGCUACCUGAUCCAUCCUGUUCUUAUUAUACUAUAUAACGGCAAACAGGAGACUCCUAUACACUACACAGACAUGAACUUUUUCUAUCUGUUCCUGGGUCACAUGAUUCUGACGGUGGGGAUUGGCUAUGUGCUGACCGUGUUGGUGGAGAAGCCCUACCUCUUCCUCAGGGGUAGUAAGACUUAAGGACACGAACCCCUCGACCCUCCUCCUCUGGGACAUGACCCCUAGACCCUCCUCUGUACGACAUGACCCCUAGACCAUCCUCCUCUACGACAUUACUCCUAGACCCUCCUCUGUACGACAUGACCCCUAGACCCUCCUCCUCUACGACAUGACCUCUAGACCCUCCUCCUCUACGACAUGACCCCUAGACCCUCCUCCCUACGACAUGACCCCUCCUCCCUACGACAUAACCACUAGACCCUCCUCUGUACGACAUGACCCUUAGACCCUCCUCCUCUACGACAUGACCUCUAGACCCUCCUCCUCUACGACAUGACCCCUAGACCCUCCUCCCUACGACAUGACCCCUCCUCCCUAUGACAGGACCCUUAGACCCUCCUCCUCUACGACAUGACCCCUAGACCCUACGACAUGACCCCUCCUGCCUACGACAUGACCCCUCCUGCCUACGACAGGACCCCCUAGACCCUCUUCCCUACGACAUGACCCCUCCUCCCUACGACAGG